Cladocopium goreaui is the source of this 744-nucleotide messenger RNA. The record is from the annotation of a GenBank genome assembly. NCBI's taxonomy places the organism in Eukaryota, Dinophyceae, Suessiales, Symbiodiniaceae.
AUGGAUGCACCGACGAAACCGGUCCAGCUUCAAUACCAGAAGAGUUUUCUGCAUAUACGGGAGCAUGAGGGCCACAUGGAAAGGUCCUUCAGCGCACCAGAGCUGCACAGCCCCACUGGGCGACAUGGGCGUGAUGCCGAGAUGGUCAUCGAGGCAUUGCUGCAGCGGCUGGCAAAGUGGCCAUCCAGGCCGUCCAGCCAGGCAGUCUCGGAGCUGCUGAACUCGGAAAGCUUCGGAAGCCGAGGACAUCCCGAAUUUUGCUGCAGGCCAUGUGUCUAUUUCAUACAUGGCAAGUGCCGCUUGGGUGCGUCUUGCACCAUGUGCCAUGAGAUUCACAACAACAUAUCUCUUUCAAAGUCACAGCGGCGGAAGAUGGAAGAGUUGCGGGAUUGGGAGCUACUGAUGGUCAUCUACGAAAGCCUUUGUAUCAGGCAAAAGCAUUCGUUAAGAAAGCAACCAGAACAUGCAAAGAACGGCAUUGCCACCAUUCUGGCUAUUCUAGAGGAGGAGAUUUCGAGGCUCCAUCCAGGUGUAGAAUCCGCGCAACGGUUCUUGGAAGAGGUAGCUCCACCCUUGGUGGAAUCUCUGGCAAAAAGGUCAACUUCAGCCAUUAUGAGCUUCGCGAGAGCCGCUCAUGGAUUGAAUCCCAACCUUUGCAAGGCUCUUACCAAAAACCUUGAAAGCAUUCGAAUGGCCAGCGUGCUUUCCUUUCUACUCUGUGGAGAUGUAGAGAAUCAGUCCUAG